ACGGCGGAACUGAACCCUUGAUAAAUGCUAGGCACGACGGAUCGUUCGGCUCAAGCCCCAGCAUCAUAGCUUGUACAGAGCUCAUCAACCUGUUCAGUAGCCCUUCCGUUCUAGAAGUCGAUCUCAUCUGAAAAUCAACACUCUCCACUCUGCUACCAUUUUCCAGAGCGAUGGAUUCGGCGCAAGACAGAGCCAAGAAUUGCGCGGGCAAGCUCUUCGGCGCGAGGUCCAAGCCCGGUGCUGCACAUGAGAGUGGAAGCGACAGCACACCACGAAGGCCAGCUUUCUUACACAUAUCCACAGAACCGGCAACUACAGCGAGAAUUACGGACGUAACGAGCACAAACCCCAGUUUGGAGGAUAUCCACGCGAUGACAACCGCUAGUCUGGAGCCCUACGUGAUCGUCGGUAGCGAGGACGACGACGCAGGGAUCCAAGAGAUCCUCAAACGGAGCUCUUUGAGGGCCAGGGACAAGCCGUCACCAGAAGACUCGGAACAACGAGGCCACUGCCAACAGCCCCUUUCACGGCUUCUUCACUCUUUUCUGGAUGGCUGUGUUCCUGGCCAUGGUCAAGAUGGCGGUCGAGAACUGGAAGGCGUACGGCAGCCCGCUGGGCCGGAACGAGAUCAUGUCGUCCAUGUUCCGCCGCGACGUUGCGGUCCUGCUGGCCGCAGACGCCAUGAUGUGCGCGCUGACGGGCGUGUGCUGGUUACUGCAGCGCGCCGUCCUCGCCGGCCACCUGAGCUGGGACAGGUCCGGCUGGAUAAUCCAGAACGUCUGGCAGAUGCUGUUCAUCGCCGGCGUUGUGGGCCUGACGCUGGUCCGCGACUGGCCGUGGUCACACACCGUCUUCUUCGUCAUGCACGGCAUCGUCAUGCUCAUGAAGCAGCACUCUUACGCCUUUUAUAACGGCCAUCUUUCGACGGCGUACAAGAACCGGGCGGACCUGAUCUCGAGGCUCGGGUGGCUCGCAAAAACCGCCCCAGCUCGGUCACCUUCCAAUACCCAGCCUCCAGCAACAGCCGUGUCGACUUCGCACUUGGCCAGCACGCCAUCCGCGCACAACCUGAUGAAGCGUCGAUCCUCGUUGACGCCGCGCCCAUCCGAGAUAGUCACGGACAGGCCAUCGACUGGGGAAGACAAGCGCGGCGAGUGCGACAUCGACAAGAUUGCCGAGGCCAUCAAGAACAAGGAGCCGAUGGACGCAGACCAGGUCGCCGUGUUCGAAAAGGUCCUGCGGUGGGAGGUCGACGCGCUUACAGAAGAGCUAAAGGGCAAGGCCACGGCACCUGAACGAGCAUACCCGAACAAUCUUACCCUCUGGAACCAGUGCGAGUAUAACCUGCUGCCGACGCUGGUCUACGAACUAGAGUACCCGCGAUCCCACUCUGUAAGCUGGGCAUACGUGGCGGAAAAGAUAGCCGCGACGGUCGGUAUCAUAUUUGCCAUGAUCAUGAUUUCCCAGAGCUCCAUCUAUCCGGUCGUUAUGAAGACAAUCGAGAUGAAGGAGACAGGGGUUCCGCUGCCCGAGCGGUUCCGGUUCUUUCCCUGGAUGUUGAGCGAGCUGUUAUUCCCCUUUAUGCUCGAGUACCUCUUGGUUUGGUACCUGAUCUGGGAGACCAUUCUGAAUGGCCUUGGCGAGGCAUGUCGCUUUGCAGACAGGAGCUUUUACGGCGCGUGGUGGAACAGCGUUUCGUGGGAUCAGUUUGCCCGAGACUGGAACCGGCCGGUACACAACUUCCUAUUGCGGCAUGUCUAUCACAGUUCCAUUUCAGCUUUGAAGGUCAACAAGCACACGGCAACCUUCAUAACCUUCUUCCUGUCCGCCCUGGUCCAUGAGCUGGUCAUGUGGUGCAUAUUCAAGAAGCUCAGGGGUUAUCUUCUAGUUCUUCAAAUGUGUCAAGUUCCACUAAUGGCCCUGAGCAGAACAAGAUGGCUACGAGACAAGGCUACGUUGGGAAAUAUGGUGUUCUGGUUUGGGAUUUUUAUAUGCCCGAGCGUGCUUUGCAGCCUGUACUUGAUCCUGUAGCCCCAACAACGGGGAGGUGAAGGCAAAACGACAUGGCGCGCAAGCCACGAACCAACUUCAUUCACUUGCUGUUUGGUCACGCGCAGCUCGGGGAGAUGGUGUCAAGAAAAGAGCCAGAACAAGGAUAUUCAAGGUCAUGGACGGAGCUGAGCUGAUCCCUCCCUUGCAGUGAAUAUCCGGGGUCUGUCUCUUCUUGAAUGCCCGCCCGCCCAGGAGCUACCUAAGCUUGGGACGCCUCCACAUCCGCACAGCGCUGAUGACGUGAGUCGACUAGGUUUAGCCGCGCGGUCCCACACACCAGUCCGCUUUGAGGCAGAACGCUAGCACAAAAAGAGGAAAGGCACAGGCUGCAGCCGGGACCACUUCCCAAAUUCCACCUUCACCACGACAACUGGUCUGGUGGCCCGACUUUCCCUUCUUU
Molecule: messenger RNA, 2452 nt
Organism: Gaeumannomyces tritici R3-111a-1
Lineage: Eukaryota; Fungi; Ascomycota; Sordariomycetes; Magnaporthales; Magnaporthaceae
Exons: 7
Coding region: 550-2031 (493 amino acids)
Biological process (GO): ergosterol metabolic process
Cellular component (GO): endoplasmic reticulum membrane
Molecular function (GO): ergosterol O-acyltransferase activity
Source: RefSeq, a predicted model, not a curated record